Messenger RNA from Abrus precatorius (Indian licorice), 662 nucleotides. RefSeq lists its product as uncharacterized. The transcript has a single exon. The record is from RefSeq and is a predicted model, not a curated record. NCBI's taxonomy places the organism in Eukaryota, Viridiplantae, Streptophyta, Magnoliopsida, Fabales, Fabaceae. The coding region runs from base 53 to 472 and encodes 139 amino acids.
CACAGAAUCUCGGAAACUGAAACUCUGCCAUAUUCUCUUAGCCAAUUAAUCCAUGGACUCGCCGAAGCACCAAGCAAGCCGGUUCUUGGUGGCCGUGACGGCGGUGCUCGCGGUGCUGGCGAAGCGAGCGAGCCGGCUGCCACGUAAGCUGAAGGCCGUGGCUCCGGCGACGAAGGAGGAGUGGAGAAUCGAGCUGAGAUCGCCGAAGAAGCUGCUGGGCAACAUAAGCAGCAAAACGCUGCCGUUUGUUCGUAAGUUCAAGAAGAAGGGAGAGGAAGAGGAUUGGGGAGACGGUGGGGUGUGGCAGAAGGCGAUCUUGAUGGGGGACAAAUGUGAGCCGUUGGAUUUCUCGGGUGUAAUUUAUUACGAUAGUAACGGGAAGCAGUUGAAUGAAAUCCCUCUCAGGUCGCCACGUGCAAGUCCCGUGCCUGCUUAUUUCAUCCGCCACGGGCAACAACACAACCACCUGUGAACUCUUUUUUUUUUUUUUUCUGUUUGAUUUCGUCGUCACACCGACGAAUUAGAACCGGUGACGGAUAGUUAAAAGGUAAAACUCCGUGAUAAAGGUUGGGCACGUGCUUUUGUUGUCGCACGUGUUCUUCUUUUUCGUUUCUGGGGUUGGAUGAAAAAACAUAUGUAUAGAAUAGAACAUUUGAAAGUGG